GCCUCGGGGCGCCUGCCGGGACGCAGGGCGGGGAGAAGGCCGGAUAAGCUGCGGGAGAGGCGGCCCCGCGCCUCGGAGGACGCCGAGGACGCGGGGCGAUCCCCGCCGCCGCCGCCCCUCGGGAGGCGCGGAAAUGACACCCGAAAUUAGAACCGGGGAAGCCCUUAGCGGUCCGCGAACUCCAGCCGGCUCAAGUGUCGGAGAUCGGAUGAAGGAGAGCGUUACAAAGACAGAGGAGCCCGCGGAGGCCGGCUGGGGGACGGUGCUGAACGCACAGGCGGUCAAUCGGGCCACCCCGGGGUGGAGGUCCCUGGCUCACCCCCGGCCUGCUUGGAGCGCCGGGGCCGUCUAUCCGGGCCCGAAUUUCCUAAGAGCGGCGUGGAAAGACGAUGUGAAACGCCGUUCCCCGGGGAUGGAGAAGUAUGAGAAAAUCGGGAAAAUUGGAGAGGGGUCCUAUGGCGUUGUUUUCAAAUGCAGAAACCGAGACACGGGCCAGCUCGUGGCCAUCAAGAGGUUUCUGGAAUCCGAAGAUGACCCUGUCAUAAAGAAAAUCGCCCUCCGGGAAAUCCGCAUGCUCAAGCAACUCAAGCAUCCCAACCUUGUCAAUCUCCUGGAAGUGUUCAGGAGGCGGCGGCGGCUUCACCUGGUGUUUGAGUAUUGUGACCACACAGUGCUUCAUGAGCUCGACAGGUACCAGAGAGGGGUACCAGAAAAUCUUGUGAGGAGUAUAACUUGGCAGACACUGCAAGCUGUCAAUUUUUGCCACAAACACAAUUGCAUACACAGAGAUGUGAAGCCCGAAAAUAUCCUCAUCACAAAACAUUCUGUGAUUAAACUCUGUGAUUUUGGAUUUGCUCGGCUUCUGACGGGACCAAGUGACUACUACACAGACUAUGUGGCUACCAGGUGGUACCGCUCCCCUGAACUGCUGGUGGGGGACACACAGUAUGGCCCCCCAGUGGACGUUUGGGCAAUUGGCUGUGUCUUUGCUGAGCUAAUGUCAGGAGUGCCUCUGUGGCCUGGAAAGUCCGACAUGGAUCAGCUCUAUCUGAUUAGGAAAACCUUGGGGGAUCUCAUACCCAGACACCAACAAGUAUUUAGCACGAAUCAGUAUUUCAGUGGAGUGGAAAUCCCAGACCCUGAAGACAUGGAACCAUUGGAGUUAAAAUUUCCAAAUAUCUCUUAUCCUGCCCUGGAGCUCUUGAAGGGCUGUCUGCACAUGGACCCUGCUGAGAGGCUGACGUGUGAACAGCUACUACAGCACCCAUAUUUUGACAGCAUCAGAAAAGUAGGGGAUUUGACCAGAGAACCUAACAGACAAAUGAGGAAGACCUUACGGCAGAGCCGGAAGCACGUGCCUGGGUACCUACCUCAGCUAACCAGCAGCAGCAUCCUUCCAGCUUUGGAUAACAAGAAAUACUACUGUAAUACUAAGAAACUUAGCUACCGUUUUCCAAACAUUUAAGGAGCUUAGAUUGAUGAUAAAGGAAGAAUUGCUCAAUGUUGAAGACACAAAACAUACACUUUUGAAAACAAAGCAAGAGUAUUGUAAACAUACCAGGAGGAAACAUAAGCAAGUGAUUGGGAGGCCACUUGGCAAGACACGAUGGGAAAUUCCAGACCUAGGUCUGCUGAUUCGAUCCACAGCAGAAAGGAAAAACUUGUUUAGAGUUUCACUUAUGUUUUUCUUUUUUUAUCUCAGCUGCUAAGCUUAUGAAAAGAACUGUGUCUACUGCCCAUAACUCUAAAAAAAUUAAUGAUAUCAAAAAGAUUCAUGCUUCAGUUGUACUAUAUACCACAUGUAAAAAAUGGAUUACAAAAUGGCUGUGUUUUCCUGGAUCUCCGUUGCCUUGAAUCUUAUCUCCUGCCUUUCUGAUUGUUUCAACGUAUUUAAGGAUAAUUUUAGUUCUUGAGAUGAAAAGGUUAAAAUUAUAUUUCCUGUUUGCUUGCUCUA
Molecule: messenger RNA, 1954 nt
Organism: Dipodomys spectabilis (banner-tailed kangaroo rat)
Lineage: Eukaryota; Metazoa; Chordata; Mammalia; Rodentia; Heteromyidae
Gene: Cdkl1
Product: cyclin dependent kinase like 1
Exons: 10
Coding region: 134-1465 (443 amino acids)
Biological process (GO): protein phosphorylation
Cellular component (GO): nucleus
Molecular function (GO): cyclin-dependent protein serine/threonine kinase activity; ATP binding
Source: RefSeq, a predicted model, not a curated record